Messenger RNA from Melozone crissalis (California towhee), 1326 nucleotides. Its product is annotated as NUAK family SNF1-like kinase 2. Gene Ontology annotation, molecular function: ATP binding; protein serine/threonine kinase activity. NCBI's taxonomy places the organism in Eukaryota, Metazoa, Chordata, Aves, Passeriformes, Passerellidae. Gene Ontology annotation, cellular component: cytoplasm. The transcript has 6 exons. The annotation marks the transcript as partial. Gene Ontology annotation, biological process: protein autophosphorylation. The record is from RefSeq and is a predicted model, not a curated record.
UGGGUUGAGCAGUGGCCCCUGACAGAGCCUCGAAUGGCAGCCUUGCUGGAACUGGUCGAUCGAGAACUGCAAAAGGGUCACAUAGAACCCUCUACCAGCCCAUGGAACACCCCGGUAUUCGUGGUCCCCAAAAGGUCCGGACAAGUCUAUCGUCUCGUCCACGACCUGAGAGAAGUGAACAAGACGAUCAGACCCAUGGGUCCAGUCCAGACACUGCUUCCCACGAACUCAGCCAUCCCCACAGGGCAGCCGUGUGCAGUGCUGGACAUCAAGGACUGCUUCUUUUCAAUACCCCUGCACCCUGAGGACAGAGAACGAUUCGCCUUUUCCGUGGCAUUUCGGAACGGCGAGAGGCCCAACCUUCGCUUCCAAUGGAGAGUACUUCCGCAAGGCCUGGUCGACAGUCCCACCAUAUGCCAAAUCACUGUGGACAAAGCACUGACGCCAGUCCGAUACUCCUACCCCACCGCAACCAUCAUCCAGUACAUGGACGACAUCCUGGUCCGGCACCGGCUGGGAUCGCUGCUGGGGCGCGGCGGCUUCGGCAGCGUCUUCGCGGCCACGCGGCUCUCGGACGGUGCCCCGGUGGCCAUCAAACGCGUGCCGCGGGAUCGCAUCCGGCACUGGGGCGAGCUGCCCGACGGCACCAGCGCCCCGCUGGAGAUCGUGCUGCUGGCCAAGGUGUCCCGUGGCUGUGGCGGUGUCAUUCAGCUCCUGGAGUGGCUUGAGCUCCCCGACAGCUUCCUGCUGGUGCUGGAGCGUCGGGAGCGGUGCCAGGAGCUCCCGGGUUUCCUGGCGGAGCGGGGGUUCCUGCCAGAGGAGGAAGCGCGGGGGCUGUUCCGCCAGGUGCUGGAGGCCGUGCGGCACUGCACCAGCUGCGGGGUCCUGCACCGGGACAUCAAGCCCGAGAACAUUCUGCUCGACCUGGCCAGUGGGCAGCUGAAACUGAUUGACUUUGGCUGUGAUGCCUUCCUCCAAGACACAGCCUACACCCAGUUUACAGGAACCCUGUCCUACAGCCCACCAGAGUGGAUCCAGCACCAACGCUACCACGGCGAGGCAGCCACGAUCUGGUCCCUGGGCCUCCCGGGCUGCGCCCGCACCCAGCUGCCGAGCCACGCCUCCUCCACGGAAGGAGAGACCCCCCGCCGGGGCAGCUGCUACAGCAGCCAGUGGAAGCAGCGGGGGGGAAGCCGGAACCGGGGAGGGAAUCACGCUGAGCGUGGGAUCCGCCGCGGGCCGCCCCGAGGGUCCCGAGGGUCCCGCGGAUUCGGGGCCGUCUCCAACAUCGUCCUGAACAAGGACUGUCUUGGCUUGAGGCGGUGA